Molecule: messenger RNA, 1688 nt
Organism: Budorcas taxicolor (takin)
Lineage: Eukaryota; Metazoa; Chordata; Mammalia; Artiodactyla; Bovidae
Gene: ANGPTL1
Product: angiopoietin like 1
Exons: 5
Coding region: 100-1608 (502 amino acids)
Biological process (GO): cell surface receptor protein tyrosine kinase signaling pathway
Source: RefSeq, a predicted model, not a curated record
AAUGCAGUUGCCAUUAAAGUCACAGACGAACAAACGUCUACACUGAUUUUUAAAAGCAAGAGUAACAGCAGCAAGUUUCUGGGCUUGCUUUAUCAACAGAUGCAAAAAGAGAGCAUACAACCUCAUUUCAAAAUGAAGGCUUUUAUCUGGACCCUAAGUGUGCUAUUCUUCCUACUAAUGGGCAUUGGACAUUGCAGAGGAGGACAGUUCAAAAUUAAAAAAAUAACCCAGAGGAGAUACCCUCGCGCCACAGAUGGUAAAGAGGAAGCAAAGAAAUGUUCAUACACAUUUCUGGUACCUGAACAAAAAAUAACAGGGCCAAUAUGUGUCAAUACCAAAGGGCAAGAUGCAGGUACCAUUAAAGACAUGAUCACCAGGAUGGAUCUUGAGAACCUAAAGGAUGUGCUCUCCAAGCAGAAGCGGGAGAUAGACGUCCUGCAGUUGGUGGUGGAUGUGGAUGGAAACAUUGUCAAUGAGGUAAAGCUGCUGAGGAAAGAAAGCCGUAACAUGAACUCCCGUGUUACUCAGCUCUAUAUGCAACUACUGCAUGAGAUUAUACGAAAGAGGGAUAAUUCACUUGAACUUUCCCAGUUGGAAAAUAAAAUCCUCAAUGUCACCACAGAAAUGUUGAAGAUGGCAACAAGGUACAGGGAACUGGAGGUGAAAUAUGCUUCCUUGACUGAUCUGGUCAAUAACCAGUCUGUGAUGAUCACUUUGUUGGAAGAACAGUGCUUGAGGAUAUUUUCUCGACAGGACCCCCAUGUGUCUCCUCCUCUCGUCCAGGUCGUGCCACAGCACAUUCCUCACAGUCAUCAGUACACUCCUGGUCUGCUGGGAGGCAAUGAGAUACAGAGGGAUCCAGGCUAUCCCAGAGAUUUAAUGCCGCCACCUGAUCUGUUAACUUCUCCCACGAAAAGCCCUCUCAAGAUACCACCGGUAACUUUCAUCAAUGAAGGACCAUACAAAGAUUGUCAGCAUGCAAAAGACGCUGGACAUUCAGUCAGUGGGAUUUAUCUGAUCAAACCUGAAAACAGCAAUGGACCAAUGCAACUAUGGUGUGAGAACAGUUUGGAUCCUGGGGGUUGGACUGUUAUUCAGAAAAGAACAGAUGGCUCUGUCAACUUCUUCAGAAACUGGGAAAAUUAUAAGAAAGGAUUUGGAAACAUUGAUGGAGAAUAUUGGCUUGGACUGGAAAAUAUCUAUUUGCUUAGCAAUCAAGAUAAUUAUAAGUUAUUGAUUGAAUUAGAAGACUGGAGUGACAAAAAAGUCUAUGCAGAAUAUAGCAGUUUCCGCCUGGAACCGGAAAGUGAAUUCUAUAGACUGCGUCUGGGGACUUACCAGGGAAAUGCUGGGGAUUCCAUGAUGUGGCAUAAUGGUAAACAGUUCACCACUCUGGACAGAGAUAAAGAUAUGUAUGCAGGGAACUGCGCCCACUUCCAUAAAGGAGGAUGGUGGUACAAUGCCUGUGCACACUCUAAUCUCAAUGGAGUUUGGUACAGAGGAGGCCACUACAGAAGCAAGUACCAAGAUGGGAUAUUUUGGGCCGAAUACCGAGGCGGCUCAUACUCCUUGAGAGCAGUUCAGAUGCUGAUCAAGCCUAUUGACUGAAGAGACGCAAUCUCCAAUUUAAAUGACACAGAACUCUAAUUUUCAGUUCUUAAAAAUGUAAAUGUUACAUGUAUAUUAUU